CAGGCGCUGAACGAGGAUAAACUAUUGCUGGAGAAGACGGUGAAGCGACUGCAGUCGUCAGAAGAAGACUGGAGAUGUAGAGUCGAGGAGGCAGGCACGCAACUGUCAGCUCAGCAGCAGGAACACGAGGAGAAGACAAAGACCCUUGUGGCUCAGCUGGCAGAGACAGAGAGGGCGGCCAGGCUUGCUGAAAAACAGAGAGAUGAGGAGGAGAGGGAGAAGAGGGAGAGGGAGGAGGAGAAAGAGAGGGAGGAGGAGGAAAGGAUUGGUGAGCUUGAGAGACAGAUUGAAGUCCUGAAAGAGGGUCUGGAGAGUUCAAAGAAAGAGGUGGAGAGGGUGAAGGAGGAGGCCUGUGAGGCCAGGGAGGAAGUAAAGAGGGAGAAAAAUGAGAAGGAGGGACUGGAAAUGGAGUUAAAUCAACUGAGAACAGAAAUAUCGGUGAGAGAGGAGGAAGAGAGAGGGGGAGAAGAGACGGAGAGGGGGCGAGAAGAAAGGGAGACUGAAGCUGCAGCAAGUCUGGUGGCAGAACUGGAACGAAAGAUUGGAAGUCUGGAGUAUAGACUGGAGACUGUCGUGGGAGAGAAGGACGAGCUGCAGAGGGCAGCUGAGGCUAUGGAGAGCGAGAGAGAGACUCUCGGUUCUCAACUGGAGUCACUGCGAGGCCAGUUGGAGGAGAGGGGGAGGGAGGCGGGAGAUUUGGAAAGGAGGUUGAUGGAGAGUAGUGUGAGAAUAGAGGAGUUUGAGAAGGAACGGAGUGUUUUGCAGACCGGGGCUGAGGAGGAGGUGAGGACGAGGAGAGGGCAAGAGAGGAGCUGGAGAGACUGAAGCAAGAAAGGGAGGAGGAGAAGGAGAAGGAGGACAAAGAGAGGGAGGAGAGGGAGAGAGAGGUGUCCCAGCUGAAAUCAGAGGUAGAGACACUGAAACAAGAGAGGGAGGAGGACAAAGAGAGGGAGGAGAGGGAGAGAGAGGUGUCCCAGCUGAAAUCAGAGGUGGAGAGACUGAAACAAGAGAGGGAGGAGGACAAAGAGAGGGAGGAGAGGGAGAAGAGAGGGUCCCAGCUGAAAUCAGAGGUGAGAGAGAAGGAGAGGGAGGAGGACAAAGAGAGGGAGGAGAGGGAGAGAGAGGUGUCCCAGCUGAAAUCAGAGGUGGAGAGACUGAGACAAAGAGAGGGAGGAGAGGGAGAGGGAGAGAGGUGUCCCAGCUGAAAUCAGAGGUGGAGAGACUCCAGACGGAGAGCCAGGAGAAGGCCAGGCAGCUUGAUGAGGCAGUCAGGAGAGAGCAGUCGUCUUCUCAGCGGAGUCUGAACGAUCGGACUGAGAGCCAUAGAGAUGAGACCAAGAAACUGAAGGCGUACAUCGUGAAGAUGAAGAAGGAGCUAGCAGAGACUCGGGACAAGGUGGCCACUGACUCCGCCUCCUCCGAGACAGAGAGGGUGGAGCUUCAGAGACAGCUGAAUGCAUUGAGGGAGGCUGUGGGGGCGGGGCAACAGAGUGCUGCAGAAAAAGAGGGAAAGGUCAGAGUUGCCGAGGAGACUGCAAAGAGCUUGAGGGUAGAGUUGAGUGAAGUGACUUCAGAGAGAGAAUGUCUCCAGUCAAAUCUGACUGCCGCCACCGAGGAGCUGUCCGUACUCCGUUCCGAGUGGUCCACAGCCCAGUCCGACCUGGCGACGCUCCAGACCCAGGUGGGCGGGGCCCAGCGAGUGGCAGAGGUGGCAGAGAAAGAGGUGGGGUCGCUGCGGGAGGAGCUGGCGAGAGAGAAGGACAGUCACUCGUCAACAAGACAGAGACUGGCAGCUGCUGUGAAGGAGGCUAAGGUAACAAACGUGAUGAACCUUGAGCUGGCGGACUACCAGAGGUCGCUGCAGAGUCUGGAGGAGAAGCUGACCGCGGCUCACGGGGAGUUGGAGGAGGCCAGGGAGGAGAGGAGGAGGCAGCUGGACAAGAUGGACUCCAUGAGGAAGGAGAUUGAUCUGAAGACGCAGCAGGCGAUAUCAGUGGAAGACAGAUUGUCCAAGACCAAGUCUCUCUGGAUGAAGACCAAGAAGGAGCUGGACGCAGCGAGGAAGACAGAGGGAGAGCUCCAAGUGGCCAUGGCUUCUCUCGCGGCUCAACUGGAGACUGAGAAACAAGAGGCAGAGCAGAGCAAGGUUGAGACGGCAUCUCUGACUGCUAAACUUCAGUCAAUGCAACAGCAGUCGGACUCCUCUGUGGGAGUUCUGCAGAAGACGGUUCGUUCUCUAGAGCACAAGUUGGCAGCUGCUCAGAGUGAGUUGACCACCUCCCAAAUCUCACUCUCCCAGUGCCAGCAGGACUACAACAACUACAAGAUUAGGGUACAUAGUGUUCUGAAGCAGAAGAGCGGUGGUCCAAGUGCCGCUGAAAUUUCCACGGAAAUACGGCAAACGUUUGAGGCUGAGAUACUCCAGUUGAAGGUAGAACUUCAAGACAGCAAGACCCAGCUGUCGUCAGCUCUGGCAGAACUGGAGGAAGUAACGGAGGAACACCGAACUCUGACCUCCACACACCAGCAGCUGCUACAGACCUCACAGACACAGCUCUCGUCUGCCAGCAGACAACUGGAGGAGGCGGAGUCUCGCCACGGUCGGGAGAGCCGAGAGCAAGCGGAGGUCAUUCAGCAGCUGCGACAAGAGGUCGUAGAGGUCACGGAUACCUUCAGGGGCCAGCUUCAAUCUCUUCAGGAGGAGCAGCAGAAGGUUGUCGUAUCCCUCAGGGGUGAACUGGAGGCUGCCAAGACCUCUCUGACUAGGCUUCAGCAGGAAGCUGAUGCCAAGGUUCUUGCUCGAGCUGUCAACCAUUCAUCGUCAGGCCCCGCCCACCCACAGACGUUAGUCUCCCAGGAGACGAGGAAUGCUGACUCAGCAACUGUCACCAACGAGCAGAGAGUGGCGGGAGAGGGUAUGGAUGAGUCCGAGCUAGAAUCCUUCCCUCCUACCCCAUUCUCGCGGGAGGACUCACAGCUGAGUUUCGAAAGACUGCUGAGCGUGGUAGACUCGGAAGUUCCCGUUCCUCGUGCCAAGCCCUCCUCCGCUGGGGAACAGCCCCAGCAGCUGCGACGAGAACUGGCAAAGGCCAAGAAGACCAUCAGAGAUGUCACAGAGCUGUUGAGAGAGAGUGAGGAGGCGGGAGUUCAACUGGGGGAGCAGGCAAAGCUGCUCAAAGAGGAGAUUCGGAGGCUGGAGAGGAACAGGGAGAGGGAAGAGGGAGUCAGCAACAUGGAGUACCUCAAGAACGUUGUCUUGAAGUUCCUGCACACAGAGGAUGGUGGAGAGCAGACAGCACUCGUCCCUGUCAUCACCCAACUACUCAGACUCAGUCCUCAGGAGACCAAGUUCCUUCAGGACACCAUCGAAGGUACACCAGCCCCCCUCCCAGAUGCCAGUACCAGCCUCCCCUCUCCUUCCACUCACAAAGGUCUCGCCGGAUACAUACAUCGCUGGACUGGCUACUAAACACACUCCUUGAAGCCACACCCCCUCCAACCAGUGGGUGUGGCUACCUAUCUAGCCACACCCUCUACAGCCAGUGUGUGGUUGAGUAGCUCUUGUUCAUUAGGUGAAUUUUUCUCUAAUUCAGACAUAUUUUUUCAUUCACGAAUGUGAAUGCACUGAAAUGUAGACAAAGUAGACAUUGUGGUUGCCGUGGCAAUGAAUGGGUGAAGGUGAAAGGUCGGCUACUGUUUUAGUCUACUUCAACAGCAGCAGCUGUCGGUUCUCCAGACCUUCCCUGACCCUGAGUGCCAGCAGAAGGGCCGGAGCUGGGACCAAUGGAGGUGGCGGCCACGGCUCUCACUAAGAGGUUGAAUAUGGGGAGAGGGAGGGUCUGCUGGAGAGUCAGUAGUGUGGCUCUCGGGUUCCCUGAGAACUUGACAAAGUUCAGGAGGUGGCCAAUGGUCUCCUCAAUGUUCCCUUCCAUCAUCUUCUGGUUGGCAGCUGUCAUCUCUGCAAUGAGGAAUUCCUCCCGCACUCUGGGGUCGCGGAGGUCAAUAAUUUUACCCUGCGCCUUCGCUCUCCUUCUCCGUGCGAGGACUUUCUUCUUGUAGUCGGGGUCCAUGCGCCUGUUCCGGUCGAAGUAGACGCAGUAGCCGAGGAAGAGGGACCCUGCGAGCCCCAGGGCACACACAGCCACGAAUCGUCCGCUCAUUUUUGCAGUACAGCGUCCCUAGCUUUAUCACAUGGGGUGUGGAGUAUACGGUAGAA
Geodia barretti is the source of this 4216-nucleotide messenger RNA. The record is from the annotation of a GenBank genome assembly. NCBI's taxonomy places the organism in Eukaryota, Metazoa, Porifera, Demospongiae, Tetractinellida, Geodiidae.